AUGAUCCCAGAAAAGCCCCUCCCGUGCUCAGACGAGUUCCCCUCGCCAGAGGCCUACGUCUCCGCCCUCCUCAGGUUCGUCACGGAGACGGACCUCUUCCAGAUCCUCUGCGGCGGCGUCCACGUCCUCGACUUCUUCACAAACACGCCGGGCCUCUUCCACCAGGUCCUGCCCCAGGAAUGGCAGCCCUUCCUGCUCGCCUACGACACCAUGCGCCUGCUCGACCUGCUCAUGAGGGACGACCUGAACAACCUCCCCGCGAUGGACCCGCCCCCGCCGGAGAGCUUCCUCGCCUACGUCCGCGACAUCCGCCGCUUCUCUCUCGCGCGCGACUUCAAGCCCUCGCAGUCUGAGACGAAGCCGCCGCCCAAGCUGUCCCGCUCCGUUGCCGUCGGCAUGAAGCCCAAGAAGGUGCACGAGGUCGCCCACUUCGCGCGGUACGUGGACUCCCUCGCCGGCGCCAUCGCGGAGCGCUGGGACAAGGAGACGACGCACUUUGUCGACUUUGGCAGCGGGCAGAACUACCUCGGCCGUACCCUGGCGCUACCCCCUUACAAUAGGCACGUCGUGGCCGUGGAGGGUCGCGAGCACAACAUCGACGGCGCAAAGGGGCUGGACGUGCUGUCCGGACUGGCGGGCAAGGAAGUCGUCAUGCGGAACAAGAAGCUGUGGGCUCAGAUGCAGGCCGACAAGUUCGGCACCGACAACGUCAAGAAGAUCACGAAGCCGUCUACGGAUGCGGUUGAGGACUUUGACUUUAGACCCAUCAAGGAGCUCGAACCGCAGUACAACCGCGCCAUCGGAAAGGGCUCAGUGUCGUACGUGGUCGGCAGGCUGGAGAGCGGCGACCUCACGGAAGUCAUUGGGCGCAUUGAGAAGGAGGUCCUCCCGGAGGAGGACAAAGAGCUCAAGAUGAUGGCCGUCUCGAUCCACUCGUGCGGCAACCUCUCACAUUACGGCAUCCGCUCACUAAUCAUGAACCCGGCGAUCCACUCCGUCGCCAUCGUCGGCUGCUGCUACAAUCUUCUCACUGAGAAACUCGGCCCGCCGACGUUCAAGUACACCUACGCCCGCCCGUCGCUGCAGGCCCUCAACGGUCGCGUCGUCAGGGAGUCCUCGCGCUUCGACCCCGAGGGCUUUCCCCUGAGCGAGAAGCUCUCGACCUACGACGGCGGCGUCCGCAUGAACAUCACCGCGCGGAUGAUGGCAUGCCAAGCACCCCAAAACUGGACGCGAGAGGAGAGCGACGACUUCUUCACUCGCCAUCUCUUCCGUGCAAUCCUCCAAAAGAUCUUCCUCGACAAGGGCGUCAUAUCCAAAGUCUACCACCGCGAUCCGGACGCCGACUCGGACGAGACCCCUGAGACGCCCUUCAACAUGAGCACCAACCCCGUCAUCAUCGGCUCCCUGCGCAAGGCCUGCUACCGCUCGCUGGGCGACUACAUCCGCGGGGCCGUCACCAAGCUCACCACAAACCGGGAGUACGGGCAGUACAGUGCCAUCAUCAAGGAGAAGAUGUCCGACAUGUCUGACGAGGAGAUCAAGCGCUACGAGGACGAAUACCUUUCCCGCAAGAAGGAGGUCGCCGCGGUGUGGAGUCUGAUGGCAUUCAGCGCUUGCGUCGUCGAGUCGCUCAUUGUCACAGACCGCUGGCUGUUCCUCAAGGAGCACGCGGACGUUGUCCGGGACGCCUGGGUUGAGACGGUGUUCGAUUAUGGGUUGAGCCCGCGAAAUAUGGUUGUCGUCGGUAUCAAGGAAUAA
Molecule: messenger RNA, 1761 nt
Organism: Colletotrichum aenigma
Lineage: Eukaryota; Fungi; Ascomycota; Sordariomycetes; Glomerellales; Glomerellaceae
Gene: METTL25
Product: Methyltransferase-like protein 25
Exons: 1
Coding region: 1-1761 (586 amino acids)
Source: RefSeq, a predicted model, not a curated record